AUGGUCAAGCCAGAACGUUCAGACUUCAGCACGGGAGAUGUCUUUGUCAAGGAAGAGGCACAUGAUGUUGCCGUGUCCGAUCAACGCCUUCUGGACCUGGGGUACAAACCUGAAUUCCGCCGCGAGAUGUCUCUCUUCGGAGUGCUUGGGUUAUCUUUCUGUGCCAUGGGAAUUCUAACUGGAAUGAGCAGCGCGAUCCAGACAGGAUUGUUCUCUGGAGGCCCACUCGGCCUGUUCUGGGGAUGGAACAUAUGCAGUUUCUUCAUGUUUCUUAUCGCAUUAAGUCUUGCAGAGAUUUGCAGUACAUACCCAACAAUGGGAGGACUCUACUUCUGGGUUUGCAAGAUGAAACCAGACGUGCCUAUUCUUGGCUUCUUCACCGGCUGGCUUUAUGCCGUGGCAAUGGUGUUUACUGGCUCUUCCGGGAAUUUGAGUGUCGCUCUAUACCUUGCAUCGAUGGCAGAACUUGGACAAGGAAGGGCUUUGACGAGAAUAGAAAUCACCGCGAUCGCAUGGGCCGUAAACAUAUUCUCUGGCAUUAUCAAUACCAUCGGAACGAAGGCUAUAGGACGAAUGAGCACCUUCAAUGUCUGGUGGACGCUCGGUGGGACGAUUGUGCUGGUCAUCACCCUGCUUGUGAAAGCACCUGUGAAGAAUUCUCCUGACUUCGUGUUUACGAAUUUUCAAAAUUUCACUGGCUGGGAAUCCAAAGGUUUUGUUGUGCUUCUUGGGUUUCUUCAGGCUGUAUACACGCUCGAGGGCUGUGAAACAGCAGCUCAAUUAGCGGAAGAAGCUGUGCGCGCAGAGAUCCUGGCCCCACUCGCUGUAGUCGGCAGCAUUGCGGGCUCUUGGUUGAUCGGUCUUGCGUAUAUGCUUGCACUUCUUUUCGCAGUCCAGAGCAUUCCUUCUGUUCAGGCGACCACACUCGCCCUCCCGGUUGCUCAACUCUUCUAUGAUGCAGUCGGGCCCCGCUUAGCGCAAAUGUGUCUGUUUGUGACGAUGCUUGCCCAAGUGAUGGCUACGAUUACAGCAUUUACUGCGAGUUCGAGGCUGUUCUAUGCACUCGCAAGAGAUGAUGCUUUCCCGCUGAAAAAACAGUUUAUGGCCUUGAACCGAUACCAAGCGCCAUACUGGGGUGUAUGGACCAGCGUCUUGAUAGGAUGCAUUAUAUCAUGUGCUUACAUCGGGUCUGCGAUUGCAUUCAACGCAAUCAUAUCCUCAGCAGCUAUCUCGGUGAUGCUGAGUUACAUGCAACCCAUCAUCAUUCGUGUGUUCUGGCCCGGCGCCAUUCAAGAAUUUGGACCUUUUCGCCUCGGAAAAUGGUCAUGGCCAGUGAACUUUGCAAGUUUUUCGUUCUGCGUUUUCAUCUGCGUGCUAUUCAUCCUACCUACGGCAUACCCAGUGAACGCCCUCAAUAUGAACUACGCGAUCGUUGCUGUAGGUGGUCUUUUGGUCAUAAUCACGAUCAACUGGUUUUGGUGGGGAAGGCAUAGCUUUAAAGGCCCUGUCAGAACAUUCACGUUUAAAUGA
Molecule: messenger RNA, 1530 nt
Organism: Suillus paluster
Lineage: Eukaryota; Fungi; Basidiomycota; Agaricomycetes; Boletales; Suillaceae
Product: amino acid/polyamine transporter I
Exons: 11
Coding region: 1-1530 (509 amino acids)
Biological process (GO): amino acid transport; transmembrane transport
Cellular component (GO): membrane
Molecular function (GO): transmembrane transporter activity
Source: RefSeq, a predicted model, not a curated record